AGAGUUGGUCUAUGUUUUUAAAGCCCCUGGUGUCCACUUAGUAGUUCAUGAGGGAGUUGAUCCAAGGUUCCAAUCCUCCGUCAUCGUUCGUUCAAGACCCGUCCCACCUCGCCCAUUCGCUCGCCAUUCGACCCGUGUCACCCGUGAGCCGGAUUGAUGUCGGGCAAAAAGUCCAAGAAACCCCCGCCGUUGCCGCUGAUUUUUCCCACGGACGAACCGCUCAAGUUACCCGAAGAACCGGAUUCGGCCAAUUUGAAUUGCACGUCGGUGCCGGAUGUGGCGUUACAAUUGGCAGAUGUGGCCAUUUCCGAUGUGGAUGAUGAACAACGCAAACGUCUGGAGUAUUUCAUCAAUCAGAAGAAGCAAUUGGGCGAGCUCAGAGGCGACGAGGACUUUGAAAAAAUCAAGGAACUUGGCGCCGGGAAUGGCGGCGUGGUGCAUUGUGUGCGACAUAAGCCUUCAGGCACGAUCAUGGCCAAGAAGAUGAUUCAUCUAGAAGUCAAGCCCGCUGUCAAGAAGCAGAUUGUAACGGAGCUCAAAAUUCUUCACGAGUGCAAUUCCCCUUACAUCGUGGGCUUCUACGGAGCGUACCAUAGUGACGGCGAGAUCAAUAUAUGCAUGGAAUAUAUGGACGGUGGCUCGUUAGAUCUAGUGCUGAAGAAGAAGACCCGCAUCCCGGAGAAGUUCUCGCGCAAGAUCACGUACGCGGUGCUUCGCGGACUGAGCUACUUGCGCGAGAACCACCGCAUCAUUCAUCGCGAUGUCAAGCCCAGCAAUAUUCUGGUGAACAGUCAGGGCGAAAUUAAAAUCUGCGACUUUGGCGUGUCCGGCCAACUCAUCGAUUCCAUGGCCAAUUCGUUCGUAGGCACUCGCAGCUACAUGUCCCCCGAACGAUUACAAGGCUCGCAAUACUCUGUGGCUAGUGACCUCUGGUCUCUUGGGUUGUCCUUAUUGGAGAUCAGUCUGGGGAUGUAUCCCAUUCCACCUCCGGAUGCGCACACCUUGGUCAGAAUAUUUGGUCCUGAUGUGGCCGAUGAUCCCAGCGUGUUGACUAAUCCCCGCACGCCAAGAACCCCGAGGUCACCCAAUGUCUUAGGAGGAGCGGCCAACACUGGUGUUUUCAUUUCAGCCAAGCCCAUGGCCAUUUUUGAGCUCUUGGAAUACAUAGUGAAUCAACCCCCGCCGAAACUUCCCUCGCGCGUGUUUUCCGAGGAGAUGCGUGAUUUUGUGGAUCGAUGCUUGAAAAAGAACUUCAAAGAGAGACCGGACCUGUCAACACUCAUGGCCCAUCCGUGGAUGAAAGAUGUCGAGUCCGACAAUGUCAACAUUUCUGAAUGGGUCAAGGGCAUAGGAGAGAUCUCCAGUCCUCAAUAGUUUUGAGACUAGAACAGUCUAUUGUACCGGGCGUCCGAUAUUAUCGACUACACCUUUUGUCAACCGUCUGUUUCAUGAAAAAGAGCGCAAAGUUUAAAAUUUGUGACCGAUUCACGUCACACACUAUUACAAAAUUGUAGCCAGUAAUAUCGGACCGUACUUUAGUGAACAAGAGUGACUUCAAGUUAGUGUGAACAUUCAUCGGAGAAAGCCCUGAUUCUCCCCAACCUCCCUGAUAAGUGCCCUCACUCUGAUUCACAGCCAUCCCUUUCAUUGACCCACCCAGUGAUGAAUAAAGAAUGCAUUUCUGGUUCCUGACGCCAAAAACUCCACCCACCCCAAUCAAUCUUCCAAUGCCACAGAGUGUAAACGUGACCGAAAUGAGGUGAAGAUGCGCUCUAGUCUCACGCCGAGUUAUGAACCGGUCGCUUUCGUUCUCAAAGCACGAUUGCCACUUUCCUACGCCCUUCAACAACAUAGUGAUUUCAGUCACAUUGGGGGAAGGUCUUGUCAAGAACGAGAAGAUCGAAUACAAUUUGGACCACGAGUUUGAAGAAGAUUAAUCCGUGUUGCGUUGGCCUUUCCGAUCCACGAGAUACAAACAAAUCCUCAAAAUUCCCAGACCUAACUAAAUUAUUGUUGAUCACGAUUACUUUAACCACCAUCAUCCAAACCGCUAAACGUUUGUCCACUUAGCCAAAUAUCGAUGUGAACAUUGCUUACAACACCCAUUGCCGUUGUCAACCACCAUAAUGAACUCUGAAAUCUGCGCAAGUUUUACCUCUCGGACAUUGAAAUCAAAUCUUAGAAAAUGAG
Molecule: messenger RNA, 2190 nt
Organism: Tigriopus californicus
Lineage: Eukaryota; Metazoa; Arthropoda; Copepoda; Harpacticoida; Harpacticidae
Product: dual specificity mitogen-activated protein kinase kinase 1-like
Exons: 7
Coding region: 157-1374 (405 amino acids)
Biological process (GO): protein phosphorylation
Molecular function (GO): protein kinase activity; ATP binding
Source: RefSeq, a predicted model, not a curated record